AAACAACAACAAAUAAAAUUAGUGAACCUUCCCAGAAAAUCAGAAAAUCUCAUCAGAAAAAAUUCACACAAAAAUUAAUACUGCAAAAAAUUUCAAAAAAAUUAAAUUUAUAAAAGCAUUCACUUCGAAUGAAAACCACAUCGAAUCAAAUCCCUUCAUUGACAAUUACUUUGUGAACUCAUAUAUAAAUAUGUAAACACGUAUGUCUCGCUAAAUCCUUCAAUAACUACUCAUGCAUACCACUACAUACACACAUACUUACAUGCAUACUAAAAAACAUAGAUUUGUGUUCAAUAUUCCUGUGCAACUAAAAUCAUAAAUAAUCGUCUGCAAAUCUUUGCGAAAUUCAUCUCAACAUUUGUGCUCAGUGAAUUUCAAUCCAGUGCGAUUUCUAUUUCCAAACAAUAAAUGAAAAAAAAAAAAACGAAUAACAAAAACAACUUACUACUAGAUUAAAUACUAAAUACUACUACUCACUCGCAUCUACAAGCAUAAACGCACACAAACACACACGCAUAACUGUACAUGUGUUUAUAUUUGUGUCUCAACUAGAAAUCGACAAGCAAGCGAGGAACUGAAGCCAUAAUUCGGAAAGGAGCUUACAAAAUAUCCUGCCAUUAAAUGAGAAUUCGAAUGCAAUUCUGAAACAACAACAAAAGCAAGCGAAUUGCCCGCAAAUUGUAUGUGAACCUUGAAACUAAUAAGCGUACAACCGCCUCGGCUUAACUACGGAGUCAACUUCAAACUAUACUGGAAACGGUAAACUACAAAUCCAACUAACAGCUAACAGCAAUUGCAACUACAACAACAAGUAGCAAAUCAAAAACAUAAAUUUCAUAUCGACACACAGUUAACGCCAACAACACUUGCUCAUACGUCCUAUCCCUCCAGUCUCCGGUGCUCGCUUUCAUUAUCGCUCUCGCUCUCUCCUUGUGCUCUCCCUGUGUGUAUGUGUGUCUCUGCCACUAAUGAAUGCAACAGAAAAAGUAUUUGGAUAUGUGAAAUAUGUGUGUUUGUGUAAGUAGCGUGCUUAGAAGUUGCAAUUACAGCAACAAAUGCCGGAAAGUACAGUUAGAAAAUAAUUGCAACAACAACAAGCACAGCACGCAUGCAAACGUGAAAAGAAAAGCAUUGGACAGCAGCAAGCGUACACAGCUAGCAAAUAAACAGCAACAACAACAAACACAAGAACAACAGCAACAACAACAACACAAACUUAUGGCACAAACAACGGCGAAGCAUAAAACAAAUUUGUGUCGGUGAAGUAGCAGAACGAAAACGAAGAAAAGGCGGAAGAAGAAGCGGAAGCAGUGCGCAGGCAACACCAACAACAACAACAACAGCAACGGCAGAUAAGUAAAUAUUGUAAUUGUAUAGUCGACAAGUGGAGCAGAGCGUAGGAGAGCAAUCGUCAGCAGGCAAGCGUAGCGUUAGUGUGACAGCGAGUGAACGUCUUAGCGAGACUUCACCAAUACAAGCAAGCAAAGCGUAGCGGUGUGUGCAUGUGCAACAAAUUGACCAACAGUUGCAACAAAAUAUAACUACAACAACAAAUUUAACGCAGUUGUGCUGUUAACAAUAUUUACCGUUGCUGGCAAUUGCGUUGAAAUCGCCGUACAAUAAUAGCAAGAAAUACAACAAUAACAAAUAGCAAAGUAGCAGCAGCAGAAGUAGCGGAAAAAAUCAGCCGUUGUCAUGAGGAUCAUCGCGCCAUUUCGGGCUCUGGUGCUGGCCCAUUUAUUUUACUGCGUAGCGCCAGCUGGUGAGGCUGAUUACACUCUGGAUGAUUCUUUUUGGAAUGAAGAAAGUCCUGUCGGUGAAGUGGAACGCCUCCUUAAGGAGUAUCGUCAAAAUCAGGAACUAGUACGCCGUAUCGGCGGUCAUUACUAUCAGAUCAUUUAUCCGGUGCAGCUGCGGCACCACGAAAAGAUGGGCAUAUCAACGCGUGAAGUGAGCCCACCAAAGGUACGAACACGAAAACGUUUGCGUUACUUAGAAAUGCGUAAGCGUAGAAAACGUAAUAUACGUACUUUAAACAAUUUGACCGGAACGCCGGGUCAGCGUCCACGACCCCAUGAGGAUGGUGGCUUCAGCAGAGGCAGAACAAAGAAACACUUUCAUCGCACCUCACUCUUAAUUAAGGCCUUUAAUCAUAAGUUUCGCUUAGACUUGGAAUUAAAUUCGCAACUUUUAUCACCAAAUAUACAACAAAAACAUUACCAUGUGAGUGGUUAUCAGGUGGAUGGUAAUCGGCAUGACAUUGAGCAUUGCUAUUACCAUGGCACCGUUAAGGACUAUCCUGGUGCUAGCGCCGCCUUCCAUACGUGCAAUGGUGUCAGCGGCGUCAUACACAUCGGCAACGAAACAUUCGUUAUACAUCCCUUCUAUGGAGGCGAUCUUUCGCAGAAGCAUCCGCAUGUGAUAUUUGAGGCACGCACUAAAGCCAAUAAAGGAUGCGCCAAUUCGGGUAAUUUAGAGACGUGGCGUUUGUCACGUCGCCCAAAACUGCUGUCGGCUGGCGUCAUCGACGAAAUACAUCCGAACGGUGCGGGCCGUUAUAAGCGCGAUGUACGCGAAGCAACUAAAUACAUCGAAACGGCCAUUGUUGUGGACCAAGCGAUGUACGAGAAACGUAAUGGCAGCACACGUGCCGAGGUCAUACACGACGCUAUACAGGUGGCGAAUAUUGCCGAUUUGUACUUUCGCACUCUGAACACCCGCGUCUCGGUGGUGUACAUUGAAACAUGGGGUAAAAAUCAAGCGCCCAUCGAUGGCAGCAAGGACAUCAGUAAAGCCAUAUCGAAUUUCAACGAUUACACAUCGCGAAAUCUUUUCCAAAUCGAACGCGACACCACACAGUUACUAACCGGCGAGACGUUCGCUGGCGGCGAGGCGGGCAUGGCGGUGCCGGAGACUGUGUGCACGCCGCGUGCGAUUGGCAUCAGCGUCGAUAUUAAUGUCUACGAGCCGCAUCUGUUGGCGGGCACGAUGGCGCACAUGAUUGGCCAUAAUAUCGGCAUGGGUCACGAUGACGGACGUGAGGAGUGCUUCUGCAGGGACUGGCAUGGCUGCAUAAUGGCCCAAUCGAUUGUUGGCCAGGAGAAUGUGCAGCCUUAUAAAUUCUCCGAGUGCAGCAAAAAGGAUUAUAUCGAUGCGCUGCGCACCGGACAUGGGUUGUGUUUACUCAAUAAGCCGAAUGAGAUCGAAAUGCGUCGCAAUUGUGGCAAUAAGAUCGUCGAAGAGGACGAAGAGUGUGAUUGUGGCACGAUUGAGGAGUGUGCCUUGGAUCCAUGUUGCGAUGGCAUCACCUGCAAGCUGAAAUCAGAGGCUCAGUGUGCCGGUGGCGCUUGUUGUAAUGAAUGUCGCCUUCGGCCAAAAGACUAUGUCUGUCGUGAUGCGCUCAACGAAUGCGAUCUGCCAGAGUAUUGUGAUGGUGAAAGUGGUCACUGCCCAAUGGAUGUGUUUCGGAAAAAUGGAUCGCCGUGUGGGCACUCAAAAGCGGGGUUGUCGUCCGGCUACUGCUUUCAAGGCGACUGUCCCACUUUGAAUCUGCAGUGCGAGGCGAUUUGGGGUUAUGGCGGUUUGGCAGCAGAUCGCCAGUGCUAUGAGCAAUUCAACUCGAAGGGUUCGAUCAACGGCCAUUGUGGGCGUGACUCCAAUGAGCAUUAUAUUAAAUGCGAGCCAGAGAAUGUCCAAUGUGGCACAUUGCAGUGCAAAGAGGGCGAACGCCAGCCAGUUAAUGAUGGCAUUGAUCAGCUUUAUUCGAGUACAGUUAUCUCAAUCAAAGGAACGGAAUAUACAUGCAAAGCCACUAGCGGUCAAGUGGGCGCUAAUGAGUAUCCGGAACAUGGACUGGUGAAGGAUGGUACGCCUUGCGGUACUGAUUUGAUUUGUCUGAAUCAGACUUGUGUCAGCAUAUUUCCACACGUCGAUUCAACCAAAUGCCCAACAGAUUCACAGGGAAAAGAGUGUUCAGGACGCGGGGUCUGCACCAACACGAAUCGCUGCUUUUGCGACAUGGGUUGGGGCGGCGUCGACUGUAGCCUUGUAGUUUUACUGACCACACCACUGCCAACGGAAGCGCUGCCAACCGCGGAGAAUACUAUCAAAAUGGAGAAGAAGGAGACGCCAUAUGAGAACUACCACGGCUCAAAUACAGUAUUCCUGGUCGGUGUACUAAUGUCAGUUGUUGGGUUCGUUUUUGUUACUUUCACCUUGAUGGCACUGUGCUACAGGUCAGUUGUAGUACAUAGAAACUUCUCCCUGUGUCUGAGACGCAAAACCACAACACUCAAGUACGAUCCGCCAUAUUCGAAAAAGCCCAUCGCCAAGGGCUACGCCAGCGCCGCAGCCACUGCCGCAAAUCAUCACUCGGUCGAGGAGGUUUCACUGGACGGUUCCAGCAAAUUGGUCUACGCCAAUCAGGCCGGCUUCAGGGAUAAAAGCAUACAUGGUCGCCGUUAUACCGGCGGCGGUGAGGACGAUCAGGCCCAUUCUGAAAAGGGUAUAUUGAAGAAGCACAGCUAUGGACUGGUGCACAAUGAACAGUUGAAGGAUAAAUGGGGCGACGAUGUACAGUCCGACAAUCUCGAGCUUAUAACACAACAGGACGGUGCACUCGGCGCCUCCACCAGCGGCGGAGCGGCGGUCUCCGAAGUAGAGCGCACACUCAAAUCGCUCAACGGCUAUCACGAAGACAUACUGGAGGCACUGCGUAACGCGGCCUCACAUCGCGGCACCGCCACCGGCAAUACGCCCGUCGGCAGCGGCAGCCUAAGCGAAGAGAUGCUGCGCAAGACACUGCAAGACUGCCAAAGCGCACAGCUGGGCUACAGCGUGGAACCGUACAAGCGCUCCAGCGGUUCCAAGUCGAGCUCACGCGAAAACAUCUGCGACCCCGCACAAGCGCACAUGCUGAUCGAAAGUGCGGGCAUUGGCGGUCAUGCCGGCGCCAUAUUGCAUCAUCAUCGCUCCCAGCAUCAAUUGCAUCAGCCGCCACCAUCAAUGCAGCAACAGCAACCGCCGCUAGACGACGAUGAUGCCCCGUCGACUGGGCCGUUGCGCAUACGCAAUCUGGAGGAUCUGAUACGACAGCUGGAGCAUCACUCGUCGCGCCACAUGAGUCCUAGCGGCUCCGAGGACAUUCGAAUGUCCGAAACGGAGGCCGAUCGCCAUUAUAGAUUAGAUAGUUCCGCCGCUUGUAGUGAAUCGUCGCAAGGCUCAAAUCAGCAAUUAGCACAAUCACAGAAAACUGCAACAAUACAUCCGUCUUACAGCAGUCGUUUGCGCCCGCGCUCCGACGAGGAGUCGCGCUUCGCCUACGGAAGGUACAGACAUCCCCAAGCAGCUAGUAGACAUCCAUCGCAUCAAUCGCAUUCACCUCAUGCUUUCGGCCAUCAUACGCAUCAUUCGCACGCCCACGGUCAUGCUACGCACGGCCCACACUCAUCACAUCACUCGUCGCAUACACACUUGCACCAGGACGACGAGGGUAUAUACGAGAGUGCCGACCACCAUGAACGUUCGGUGGUCGAGGCACGACUCGAUCCGCGUGAAACACCCGACAGUGAGAGUGAUGACUUUAUUCAAGCUCAACAACAGUUAGCCCGGUGGGCGAGUGAGGAUGUGGUAUCCGUCGUGGUAUUGGAUCAACCGCAAUCCGGCACAAUGUCGGAUUCCCAACAAUCCAGCGGCGUCGGACCAAUGUCAACGGCUACAACGAGUACCGUUAUACAUCAUCAACACCCGCACCAGCACCACGGCGAUCAUCCAUCCUCGGCAGCGGCCUCAUCAGCAGCGGCGGCGGCGGCGGCAGCAGCAGCGGCAGCCAACACCAACUCUAUAAUGGGUUUGGGGGUCGUGCCAAAUGGUAUAAAUGUAAGUCAGAGGGACUAUUACCCCUCGCCACCCUCAACGGAGACGGAAAGCAGUGGAAGUGUUAUCCAACCGCUCAGCCGUCGUUUGCCUAUACCAGCCGAUACCGGCCAACAGCAAGCGCAAUUGCAGCAACUGCACCAACUGCAUCAGCAUCAUCAGCAGCAGCAGCUGCAGCAUCAGCAGCAGCAGCAACUGCAGCUGUUACAGCAGCAAGGCGACACCACCAGCAGCAGCAACAACAGUCAAUCAGGACAAAUAAUGGAGAAUGGUCGAUAUCCGGAAUAUAAACACUGAUGAAAAUGUCAACGCAUACAGCAACAAAAACAACAGCAGCAACAACAACAACAACAACAGCAAUUGCAACAGCACUAGCAAUAAAGCCCAUAGUCAAAGGUGGUAAUACCGCCAUGAGCGAAAAUUAAACGGUAAUUCAUUUUUCUAACGGAAAUUAACCGAACAACUUGUUGCGUUGGCUGCAAUGCGACCAAAGAUGCUUCAUCGGCAUUGACAGCAGCACAUUUCUUAUUGCGACCUGCAAAACGAAGAAAAACGAAGUGCUUCGCGCUGAUUAACGAACAUAUAAACAAACGAACGAAGCGAACGAGCGAACGCGAUAUCGACCGAAGCCCAGCAAUGUGAUUUUAUACAAAGUAGCAUUUUAGGUUAUUCAAUUAAAUAAAUUGCAAACGAAAAUGAUUUGGUAGAAUUAUUAAUUAAAUUAAUUAUUAAUUAAUUAGUUAAAAGAAAACCACAAAAAAAACAAAAACGACUCAGAAACAAAAUUUCAAAUAGAAUGUAGACUUAGAUAAUUUACCAAAAUACCAAAAAACCAAAAAUAAAAAAUAAUAUUAAUUGUGUGCACUUGAAGCAGUUGAAUCGUGAAUUUAUUACAACAAAUUAAUGUGCGAAUUUGCGCCAAGCAC
Molecule: messenger RNA, 6800 nt
Organism: Bactrocera dorsalis (oriental fruit fly)
Lineage: Eukaryota; Metazoa; Arthropoda; Insecta; Diptera; Tephritidae
Gene: mmd
Product: disintegrin and metalloproteinase domain-containing protein 23
Exons: 24
Coding region: 1696-6171 (1491 amino acids)
Biological process (GO): membrane protein ectodomain proteolysis
Molecular function (GO): metalloendopeptidase activity
Source: RefSeq, a predicted model, not a curated record